AUGUUACUCACCCUCAAAUAUUUGAAUAAGAUUAAACAGAUUAAUUUGGAUAAAAGGGUAAAUGUGCAAUCUUUGCAAAUACUUUUGGCAUAAUUAUUUACUAUCAAAAACAGAAUAAUAGGUUUGAUUGAUUAAGAUGGCAACUUCUACGAUUUAUCAUAAUUUAUCUAAUUAUUGUAAUAGACAAGAUGUAAUAUGUACACUAUUGUAAGUGAAGAAAAUUAUAAUUAAAAAGACAACAAAUUAUUAUAAACAUCUCUCAAAUAUAGUUAGAUGUCAGAUUACAACAAUAGGCUUUCUUUUAUUGAUUUCAUCUAUGAUUUGGAGGAAUUCCAGUAGAUUCUAGGUGGAGAUCAAUACACUUGUAUUUACUUGAUCGAUGAAAAGGAUUAUCAAGGGUUAGAUUUUCUAUGUGCCCUAGAACCUUUGAUAAAUAACUUUAAUAAUUGGAUCAACUUUUUCUAUUCCUUUAGUAACAGAUUACAAGAUUAAGCCAGGGAGAAUGAUUUGAAUGUUAAAUUACUGUGGAUCUACAAAGGAUCUAAGAAAAUUGUUUCCUUUUAAUUGAAUAAUGAUAAAAAAAUGAGAUAAAUGGAUGAAAUUAUACAAAAAUUAGUUUAAGCCAAAUUACAAGGCACUAGCACAAGAACUUCGAAUAUCAAACAGUAAUCUCAAAUCUCAUCUCAACAAUCUCCUAAUAACAGAAGAAGCAAAUCUAUUCGUAAAUUAGUUGAAGAAUCUUAAACUUCUAAUAACAAUUUGUAUAUGAAUUCUAAUUUUGGGCCUUCAAAAUUAAUCACUAGGGUUUAAGCCAAACUCAUCCAAAGGGAUCCCUCAAGAGGCAGUGAAAAUUUUGAAGAUUAUCGAUCUUAACAAUAACAUUCAUCCUAAUAUCAAUAAUAAAGCAAUAUCUAUCAAAACGAAUCAAUAAUCAGUUAAUAAGAUAUGCUUUUUGCUUUGGUAGGAGAUUUAGAAGUAAAAGAAAUAUUAGAUGUCACUAUGGCAAGAUUAGUAAAGCGUUUGUUAAUAGAAGAAAACAAAGAAAUUAUACAAGUCUUGUAAAUAUAUUUGUAGAAUCAUAUCAACAUACAAUAAUUAUGUGAAAGAUUGAAUAAAAUUAUUGAGAAUUGCACCUAUCAAGAGAGACCAACAUCUCCUUUCUAAACUCUUAAAUAAACCAAACCUUAAAUGAAUUCUUAAGACUCUAAUCGUUCUGCAUAAUAAGAUUCACUUCAAUCUCAUUAGACUUAACUAUUAGAAGACAUUAAAAAUAAAGUUAUUGAAAGAAACAAUUACAAUUAUACUUCUGAGUAAUUUGGAAUUAUGAAUGUCUUAUGGAAUCAAUAGGAUCAAGUUUUAUUACAAUUAUGUACAGAUAUUUAUAACAAGAUGCAAAAAGGCGAAUAACCCUCUCUAAAACCAUUAUAGAUUUAUUCUGGUUCCAAAUUUAAUCAAUUAUUGUAGUAAAAUUUCAAAUUAUCAGAAAUUACAAUGAUUCACGAAUAUAAUAAUAGUCAUCAAGGGUCAAUCUAUGCAGUCCUACAAUAUUUUAGAUACUAAACCAAUAUAGAAUAGUUUAUUAAUGAUUUAAGAAAAGCUAUUAAUUCAGUUUAAAGCUAAAAUCAACAUCUUAAUUAACCUUAAAAAUAGCAAACCCAAGAAUCUAAAGUAAUCUUAUUAUUUAAAUAAAUUCCAAAAGCUCCAUCGCCUUAGAGUGUGUUAAUGCCCAAUUUUUAAUUAUAAGAAAAUACAUUAACUUAAGCUACUGCUACUACAAUAUAAUAGUAAUAAUAAUAGGAAUAAUAAUAGGAACACUAGUAGGAAUAAUAGUAAUAAUUAAAAAAAUAAAAAGAGAAUUAAAUAAUGGUUGUGCAUUAGACAUAACCUAUUCCAUAAUAAAUUGAUAAAAAAAUUGAAGAAGUAUCAGUUAUCUAAACAUCAGUUUAAGAAUAGCCAAUCUUUAAAAAAAGUGAUAUUAUGAGUAGAUCUGAGUAAAUUUCUCCGUAAAAGAGAAUAAGUACACAAGAAGUUGCCGCUAAUGUUAUUUUUUUAAAUGAAGAAAAUUUUAUGUAAACCAAAAAAGAAAAAAGACUUGUCAAUAUGGGAAAGAUCGAUUAAUUUUAUUCAAUUCAAGUAGAAAAAGAAUUAGAACAAAUAUUUAAAGAUAUGCUUUGGGAUAUGGAUUUAGAGGAGCCAAAAGUAAGAUAAGUAGAAAUGUUAUUUUCAGAACAUAAUCAGAAUCUAUAUGAAAUAUUAUAAGGUUGGUAAUCUUCUAGAAAUAUUAAUGGUACAAGAACAAAACUUAUAAAAUUAUUAUCUGAAUAAUAAGUUAAAAAAGAUGAUUAUAGAAAAAUAAAGAUGUAUAAUUUAUUUAUGAAUUAAGUGAGGUAAUUUACAUUGUAAAAUCAUCUAUAAGAUAAUGCGAAAAACUUUUUAUUAAAAAUGUUUAUGGAUAAUGAUUUAUAGGUUUUAGGAACUUUUGAAACUUAUUUGUAGAAUCAAGAUGCUGAAGAUAUGUUAGAAAAUUUAAAGUUGAUAAUCAAAUAAUAUUCGAAAUUCACAAAUAUCAAUUCACCUAAUACAGAUGUGGAUCAAUAACCUAUUAUAGAGCCAAUCAAGAAUUAAUUAUCUGCAAAAGAGAUUUUAUUGCAAAUUAGAAAAUAUUUUUCAGCAGAGGAAAAGAAUAGAUUAGAAAAUACGCCAAAUGAAGAGAGAGAUUUGAAAAUUGUUUAAUUAUAUUAAGACUAUCUGUAAGAUUAAGAUUUAAAUGGAUUUAUUUCUGCCGUCAGAAAAUUAAGUCAAUAAGAUUAAAUAAAAAAAUAAUUUGAGGACUUAUUAUAAAAGUUACAAAAGGAAGGAUAAUUAAAGAUAGAUGAUUACAUGUUGUCUGUUGUUAAUUAGAGAAGAAAUGAAUAAACAAUAAAGGGCGUUUUUGAGUUAUAUCUAUUUAAUAAAAACAUCGAAGAUUUUGUAGAAAGUAUAAAAAGCAUUUCUAAAAUAUUAUAAUAAGAAUUGAUUCUUUAGACCUUGAAUUAAUUUGAGAAAGAGAAGCUAUUGGAUGAAAGAAAGAUAGCAAUUUUGAAAGAGAAAGCAUAUGAUUAUCACAAGGAUUAUCCAAAAUUACUGGGUGCAUUUGCUUUAUAUUUUGAACAAGCUUCUAUAGAUUAAGAGGAAGCCAAAAAAGAAAUAUUAGAAACUUUAAGUCUUUUCAGUUCAUGA
Paramecium tetraurelia is the source of this 3219-nucleotide messenger RNA. RefSeq lists its product as uncharacterized. The transcript is spliced from 5 exons. NCBI's taxonomy places the organism in Eukaryota, Ciliophora, Oligohymenophorea, Peniculida, Parameciidae. The record is from RefSeq and is a predicted model, not a curated record.